This is a messenger RNA of Echinops telfairi (small Madagascar hedgehog), 5035 nucleotides long. It is a transcript of the gene ZNF800, whose product is annotated as zinc finger protein 800. The record is from RefSeq and is a predicted model, not a curated record. The transcript is spliced from 4 exons. Lineage: Eukaryota; Metazoa; Chordata; Mammalia; Afrosoricida; Tenrecidae. The coding region runs from base 23 to 2020 and encodes 665 amino acids.
AAGUAGGUCGCGCCCACUGAAAAUGCCUUUAAGGGACAAAUACUGUCAGACUGACCACCAUCACCACGGAUGCUGUGAACCAGUUUAUAUCCUGGAACCUGGAGAUCCUCCUUUGCUACAGCAACCACUACAGACAUCCAAAUCUGGCAUUCAGCAAAUAAUUGAGUGCUUUCGAUCAGGAACUAAACAACUUAAACAUAUCUUAUUAAAAGAUGUGGACACUAUUUUUGAAUGUAAAUUAUGCCGAAGUCUCUUCAGAGGAUUACCAAAUUUAAUUACCCAUAAAAAAUUCUACUGUCCACCAAGUCUUCAGAUGGAUGACAACCUUCCUGAUGUAAAUGAUAAGCAAAGCCAAGCCAUAAACGAUCUCCUAGAAGCCAUAUAUCCCAAUGUGGAUAAACGAGAAUAUAUUAUUAGGCUAGAACCCAUAGAAACCAAUCAGAAUGCAGUGUUUCAAUAUAUUUCAAGGACCGAUAAUCCUGCUGAAGUCCAAGAGGCAAGCAGUACUCCUGAACAGACGGAGGUUCAGGUCCAGGAAACCAGCACUGAACAGUCUAAAACAGCACCAGUUCCGGACCCAGAAGUGGAAACAGUGGAGCCCCCUCCUGUUGAGAUCAUUGCAGAUGAAAUUACACCUCCACCUGAUGAACCACCUCAGGAGUCUCCAGCUGACUUGGAAACUUCUGACAGUUCUGAUUUUGGCCACCAGUUGAUAUGCUGUCUCUGUAGAAAAGAAUUUAAUUCCAGACGAGGUGUUCGUCGUCAUAUUCGCAAAGUCCACAAGAAAAAAAUGGAAGAACUAAAAAAAUACAUCGAAACACGAAAGAACCCAAACCAGUCCUCUAAAGGACGCAGUAAGAAUGUUCUAGUUCCAUUGAGUCGGAGUUGUCCAGUGUGCUGUAAAUCAUUUGCUACAAAAGCAAAUGUAAGGAGGCAUUUUGAUGAAGUUCAUCGAGGACUAAGGAGGGAUUCAAUUACUCCUGAUAUAGCAACAAAGCCUGGGCAACCUUUGUUCCUGGAUUCUGCUUCUCCUAAAAAAUCUUUUCAGACUCGAAAACAGAAGUCGUCUUCAAAGACUGAAUACAAUUUAACUGCAUGCAAAUGCCUCCUUUGCAAGAGGAAAUAUAGUUCACAAAUAAUGCUUAAAAGACAUAUGCAAAUUGUACACAAGAUAACUCUUUCUGGAACAAACUCUAAAAGAGAGAAAGGCCCUAAUAAUACUGCCAACAGUACAGAAAUAAACGUUAAAUUUGAACCAGCAGAGUCUGUAGAAUCUUCACCCCCUUCUAUUACCCAUUCUCCACAGAAAGAAUUAAGGGGAACAAAUCAUUCAAAUGAAAAAAGGAGCACACCGGCAGCACAGAAAAAUAAAGUUAGGCAAGACUCUGAAAGCCCUAAAUCAGCUAGUCCGCCUGCUGCAGGUGGCCCGCCGAAAACCAGGAAACCAAAACUUUCAGCUGGCUUUGACUUUAAGCAACUUUACUGUAAACUCUGUAAACGCCAGUUUACUUCCAAACAGAACUUGACGAAACACAUUGAGUUGCACACAGAUGGAAAUAACAUUUAUGUUAAAUUCUACAAGUGUCCUCUUUGCACUUACGAAACCCGUCGAAAGCGUGACGUGAUUCGACAUAUAACUGUGGUUCAUAAAAAGUCUUCCCGCUACCUUGGGAAGAUAACGGCCAGUUUAGAGAUCAGAGCUAUAAAAAAGCCCAUUGAUUUUGUUCUCAAUAAAGUGGCAAAAAGAGGCCCUUCGAGGGAUGAAGCAAAACACAGUGAUUCAAAACAUGAUGGCACUUCUAACUCUCCUAGUAAAAAAUACGAAGUAGCUGACGUCGGCAUCGAAGUCAAAGUCACAAAAAACUUCUCUCUUCACAGAUGCAAUAAGUGUGGAAAGGCAUUUGCCAAAAAGACUUACCUUGAACAUCAUAAGAAAACUCAUAAGGCAAAUGCUUCCAACUCACCUGAAGGAAACAAAACCAAAGGCCGAAAUACAAGAUCUAAGGCUCUUGUCUGGUGAGGAACAGUUACAGAGUUUUGCUUCCCACCCCCACCCCCCACCCCAUCAAACUUUUUAGUCAUUUUGACCAUAAUUUAUAGAUGGUUCCAUUUUAACCCAUGUUUGCUUCCACAUAUGACAAUGGGAACGGCAAGAGCAAGGGGCAGAGUGCACCUGUCUCUUGUGACCCUUAUUUCAGUGGCUUGGGAACAAACGUUAACUUCAGAACUUACUUCCACAGGAUAGUGCAGUCUAGUUCUAGGUAGAUGGCACAAGGUCAGUGGUUGCCCCUUCAAUAUUGUGAAAUAGAUGCACAUUUGCAUUGGCUUAUGUUUACAGUUAGUCGUUGUUUAACUGUUCGCACAGGUUUAAUUUGGUUCAGCAACUUAGGCUACUAAUGAAUGCAUCUUAGGGAAGUUAAAUAGAAGGAAUCUGUGAAGGCGAUAAUUAUAGGAGAUAUCUUUGGAGGCACUGUAAUUAUUGUAAAAAUUAGUCUGUGAUGGCUAAAUAAAGUGCUGUGCUCGGAAAAAAAAUCCCCAAAUUGAUGUUAGAUGAUGAGCAUUAUUAUUAUUUAUGUUGACCAUAGUGCUUCCAGGAAAAGGGGGAAAUGUGAUAAGUACCCCCACCUCCCGCCCCUUUCUUCUUGGGAGUAUGUGUUAGUUACUUCUUUUUUUUUUUAACUUCUUUAGUUCUUACCUGGAAAAAAAAAAAAAAAGGAUAUUUAGGAGGUCCCAAAUCCUCUUUCUUUUUGUUUAAAUAAACUUCUUGGUGACCGUUUCAGCACAGCUAAUACUAUGAAGUGGUACUUUCUUGGUGGUGGUUGUUGCAACAAAAGUAUAAUCCCUACAGGGAAGAAAGAAAAAUGAUAUUUUUUAGAAGGUUUUGGAACAAUUGUAGACUUAAAAAAAAUGAGAUCUAAGAUAAGGAGCAAGUUCUUUACACUUGUUAUUGCAAAUUUCAUAUAUAUCUUUAAAGUUUACCUUCAAUACCUGUCCCCUGUAUUAAGAUAUGUAGUAUCUAAAUGAGUAUUAACUUAGUUUUUGGAUUCUGGUUCUAAAGCAGAGUAUUUAUAGUGUGACUACUGUGUAAGUUAAAUGCUGUGAUUCGAUAAUCACAUAUUUUUUUAUUUGUGUGGAAAACUUGAGGUGAGAUCAUCUUUUAGAAGUCACUAUUGUAUAACUUUGAAAACAAGACAUUAUUAGUAAACUGAAAAGUGUUCAUUUAUUCCCAUUUCUCCUCAGAUAACUUCAAGUGAUGUACGAAAGGUUUGGAGUUCAUUUUUGUGGAAAGACUUUAAAUUGGUGUUAGCACCACUAAACAUCUUCAGAUGGUACUAUGAGGAAAAAGAGAGAACCAUUUUCAUAAGCAUUCAACUGUAACUGCUGUUUUCUGACUAAAUUAAUAACCAUCUGACCACUUGUCUCUCAGGCCCUCCCUGCCUCCUCCAGCACUUUCACGUAACUGGGACAUUACAUUUCGUCAUCACAGUCUGUCGGCUAACUAUUCUUGACCUUGUGCAUUUGGCCUACUGUUUCUAACAAAAAUUUUGCCAAUUUUGUUUUUCAAAUAGUUUGUUGAAGAAAAGAUCACCUCUGGUGAUUUUUAAUUGACAUAGACUUUUUAUCAUAGGGAAUUUAGCGUUGUUCUACUUUAUUUGGCAGCAUUUUCAUCUGGAAUGUACAGAUAUAUACAUAUAUAUUUUUUUCUAGUUAGUAUAUGAUAAGAGCAAAAGGCAAAAAGUCUCAACACAUUAUGAAUAUUUAGUUUACUAAAUAUUUGUAAUUAUUUUCACAUCCAUUUAUUCCUAACUUAUUCUCCAGCACUUAAGUGUUUGAAAGUUACAUUGUAGAAAAGAUGCUCUAAGAAAUUUCCAGUUCAUUGUCAUGUAUGGGUUACUACUACCUAUUCAUUUGUUAAUAUCUGAGGUUUUUGUGGAAAUUAAACAUUCCCCUAUUUUUCUUUAAGUUUUAUACACAAGCACUUUAAUGAUAGAUGGCAACUUAAUUUUUCCAGUUUCUUUUUUUUUUUAAGGCCAUACAUUUACUAAUGUUAAUAUGAAGGUAAUAGAUACCUUAGUGAUGUUUUUAUAGAUACAGACAAUCCAUGCACAACCACUUCUAAUAUGCUAGUUUAUUUCUUUAAAUAUUGCCUGAAAAGAAAAAGAUAGGGAUAGAAACCUUGAUUUUUUUUUUUUCUUUUCCCUUCCCAAGAAAAAUCUUAAAUGACCACUUUAGGUAAUAUUUGAUUCCUACUGUAAACCUUGGAGAAUAAUGAAUUCUUGUCCAUUUUUGUAAUCAAGAUUUUAGGAGAAACAGAAGUACAUUUAUCUUUAUGAAAUUUGGGGCAGGCUUUUUGUGUAUUAACAUUUUGUACUUUUUAGGGACUAUUUUAUUUUUUAGUAAUUUGUGUCAAAUUAUAAUUUUUAAAGGUACAACAAAAUAUACCAUGUUUUUAUAUAGGUUCAUACCUGUAUCUAGGGGGCACUCUGUCCAUCUAUAUACUUUUUGUAUACGAUUUUAAAAUGUUGGAGCUCCACAAGGUCAUAAUAAAAUGCUUCUCGAGCUAGAAAAACAUUUACCCUUCCUAGUGCUUUGCACUAAAAUAUACUGUGAAAGGAAACUAGAAGGCCUGCAACUGUUGCUGGAAAUGUUCUAUACUGAAUGUACAUGCUCUUGUUGGAAAAUGUAUGUGACGGAAAUAAACCAGACUCGAAGUUACUUCAGCUCAAUGGGCUUCAGCAAAGGUGCAUUGGUUGAAACUUAAAUGUUUUAUUAUCAAAUUUAAACUUAUUCAGUGAUUCUGAGCAGCUACACUUGAAUUAUAUUCUGAUAGUUUUAUUUUUAAGAAUUAGAGUAAUAAUUUCUCUUUAAUUUAAAAGCAGAUUUACUUUUCCACAUAUGGAAAACUUGUACUUAUAGGUCUUAACUUUAAUGACUAAUAGCAUAAUAUAUUUAGGGAACUAAAUGUGUAGGUGGUAUUUCAUUUAUAAACCAUCUUCAUCAGUUGCACAUUAUUAAACCUGUAUGUUUGACUUUU